AUGUCUGACAUGGAGGAUGACUUGCAAACUGCAGCAAAAGUGGUGCGCAAACCUAAGAAAGUCAGGGCUGAGGUUCUCGAAAACGCCUAUCAGCUCUGUUCAUACACUGGGAAAAUGCUGAAAAAAAUUAAAAAGGACACUGGUCUGUCUGGUGAACAGAUCAGACGCCGAAUCUACUCAAAAAGAGAAAGGGAUCAUGUGGCCGGAAAGCAGGUUCCUGAACGCGACGGCUCAAAACCGUCAAUUCAAUGGACUGAUGAGUUGAAGAGAUGCUUUGCAAAGCAUCCAAACAUAUCAAGGGACGAUGCAAAGUAUUUGAUUGAGAAAUUGAAGUUAAAAGACAUAUCUCCCGAACAGAAACGCGAUUGGAAAGCACUUCAAAGAAAAUACAUUCCUCUUGAAGACUUCUUUGAAGUUCAUGCAGACAAUAAUGAGAUCAGAGAGUUUGAUGAUCUGGUGGAGGUGAUCGAUUUGGAUUCAGAACUGGUGCUUGAAUGGCUUGGAAUAAGAGUAGCAUUGGAGUCGGAAAGACACCAAAAACAUAUCAAUUCGACGAUGGGAAUACGCGAUCCAGAAACAGAGCCACGGCUUUCCACAUGCGGAAGAAAUUAUAGCGAAAGAAGACCAAGAUCAAAACUGACCGCGAGCUGCCUUCAAGAUUUGGAGAAGUUUUGGGAAGCGGGGACUUAUUCAAUUGACAAAGAAGCCGUGUACAAAGAACUAUCGGAGAAACAUAAAAUGAGAAGAAUACCAGUUCAACAAUGGUUCUCCCAAAGGAAACGAACCGACAAGAUCGCAAUAAACAAGGCGAGAAAUCAUGGUCAAGCCAAAACAAAAGAAGGCACACCGGAUGAUGAAAGUGAUGAUGAAAGAUCACCACCGGAUAAUGAACAAUCAACAACAAUCCGGAAAUUGGCCAGGAUUAAAGUUGAGGACAAGUCCAAGAUUUGCAGCUUUUGCGGCAACGGACACAUCCCGGAUAGGACGGCAGAUGCACGCUGGGAGCGCUUGAGACAACACAGCUUAUGCCAAAAAUGCCUCCUACCAUCCUUCCAAAAACAAAGACACCAGUGUCCUUCCGGUGUCCUAAUCGAUUUUGGAUGCUACUACUGCAAGGAAGAGGUCCACAACUCAGCACUCUGCAGGAUCCCAAAGACUGUGGUCGAUACAAAAUACUUCACGCCAGGUGGACCCAAAGACUCACGCGAAAGACAACCAACUCCAGAUCUGAACACAGAAUACGACCAAUAUUAUCGAUGGGAUCGACGUCGCCAACAGGAGCCAUUUGAUCAACGUCGCCAUCGAGAAAGAGACCAAGGACCCAAUAGACAAUGCAAAAAGCUCGUCUUCAAACUUCUAUGCUGCUCAUCAAAACGAAAUCGGACGUUUUGCCAUUCGGAUGCUAAUCAAAAAGUAGACUACGCCGAUAGAUUUGGUAUCCCGAGAGAACGAAAUGAAACAGGCAACGCCACAAUUGAUGAUGUGCUACUUGCCGCUAGUGUCGACUCGAAUAAUAUGAAUAUUGAAGCUGUAAAAGGUUUUGAAAACAAAGAUAAAGAGAAUGAAGUGAAACUUAUGUUCAUCAAACAAACUAUGUACCACUCGAAUCAGUACAUUUUUGCCUACAAUACCCUGUUUUGA
Messenger RNA from Caenorhabditis briggsae, 1641 nucleotides. The coding region runs from base 1 to 1641 and encodes 546 amino acids. The record is from RefSeq and is a predicted model, not a curated record. NCBI's taxonomy places the organism in Eukaryota, Metazoa, Nematoda, Chromadorea, Rhabditida, Rhabditidae. Gene Ontology annotation, molecular function: DNA binding. The transcript has 11 exons.